Pteronotus mesoamericanus is the source of this 2729-nucleotide messenger RNA. RefSeq names its product kinesin family member 18A (gene KIF18A). The transcript is spliced from 16 exons. Bases 1 to 2688 code for a protein of 895 amino acids. The record is from RefSeq and is a predicted model, not a curated record. Gene Ontology annotation, molecular function: microtubule motor activity; microtubule binding; ATP binding. Lineage: Eukaryota; Metazoa; Chordata; Mammalia; Chiroptera; Mormoopidae. Gene Ontology annotation, biological process: microtubule-based movement.
AUGUCUGUCACUGAGGAUGACCUGUGUCACCACAUGAAAGUAGUUGUCCGCGUGCGUCCUGAAAACACAAAGGAAAAGGCAGCUGGAUUUCAUAAAGUAGCCCAUGUUGUGGAUCAGCAUAUUCUAGUUUUUGAUCCCAAACAACAAGAAAUUGGUUUUUUCCAUGGAAGGAAAACUGCAAAUCGAGAUAUUACAAAGAGACCAAAUAAGGAUCUUAAAUUUGUGUUUGAUGCUGUUUUUGAUGAAACUUCAACACAACUGGAAGUUUUUGAACAUACUACUAAGCCAAUUCUUCGGAGUUUUUUAAAUGGAUAUAACUGCACAGUACUUGCAUAUGGUGCCACUGGAGCUGGGAAGACCCACACGAUGCUAGGAUCAGCUACCGAACCUGGAGUGAUGUAUCUAACCUUAUUAGAACUUUACAAAUCCAUGGAUGAGAUUAAAGAAGAGAAAGUAUGUAGCACUGCAGUUUCUUAUCUGGAGGUAUAUAAUGAACAGAUUCGUGACCUCUUAGUCAAUUCAGGGCCACUUGCUGUCCGGGAAGAUGCCCAAAAGGGGGUGGUUGUUCAGGGAUUGACUUUACAUCAGCCCAAGUCCUCAGAGGAAAUUUUACAGUUAUUGGAUAAUGGGAACAAAAACAGGACACAACAUCCUACUGAUAUGAAUGCUACAUCUUCUCGUUCUCAUGCCGUUUUCCAGAUUUAUUUGCGACAGCAAGACAAAACAGCAAGUAUUGAUCAAAAUGUCCGAAUUGCCAAGAUGUCACUCAUUGACCUGGCAGGGUCUGAGAGAGCCAGUACUACCAGUGCUAAAGGGACCCGGUUUAUAGAAGGCACAAAUAUUAAUCGAUCACUUCUCGCUCUUGGGAAUGUCAUCAAUGCCUUAGCAGACACAAAGAGAAAAAAUCAGCAUAUUCCUUACAGAAAUAGUAAGCUCACUCGCUUGUUAAAGGAUUCUCUUGGAGGCAACUGUCAAACUAUAAUGAUAGCUGCUAUUAGUCCUUCCUCUAUGAGCUACGAUGACACAUAUAACACUCUCAAGUAUGCUAACCGUGCAAAGGACAUUAAAUCCUCUUUGAAGAGCAAUGUUCUUCACCUUGACAAUCAUAUAACUCAGUAUGUAAAGAUCUGUAAUGAGCAGAAGAAAGAGAUUUUAAUGUUAAAAGAAAAACUAAAAGCCUAUGAAGAACAGAAGGCCUUUACUGAAGAAAAUAACAAAACAGAGUUAAUGAUUUUAAACCCUCAGAAAAAAGAAAUUGAAAGAUUUCAAGAAAUUCUGAAUUGCUUGUUCCAGAAUCGAGAAGAAAUUAGGCUAGAAUAUCUGAAGUUGGAAAUGUUACUGAAAGAAAAUGAGCUUAAGUCAUUCUACCAACAGCAGUGCCACAGACAAAUAGAAAUGAUGUGUUCUGAAGACAAAGUGGAAAAGGCCACUUGCAAACGAGACCAUAGACUUGCAAUGUUGAAAACCCGUCGUUGCUACCUACAGAAGAAAAAAGAGGAGGAAUUGAAGCGAUUUGAUGAGAAUACUAAUUGGCUCCAUCGUGUUGAAACCGAAAUGAGACUCUUAGGUCAAAAUGGUCAUAUUCCAGAGGAACUCAAUAAAGAUCUUCAUUGUCACCAUUUGUACCUCCAGAACAAUGAUUUGAAAGCACAAAUUAAACAUAUGAAGGAUCUAGCUUGUCUUCAAGAACAGCAACACAGGCAAACUGAGGCGGUAUUGAAUGCUUUACUUCCAACCCUGAGAAAACAGUACUGUGCAUUAAAAGAAACUGGCCUGUCAAAUGCUGCUUUUGAGUCUGACUUCAGAGAAAUUGAACAUUUGGUAGAGAGGAAAAAAGUGGUUGUUUGGGCUGACCAAACUACUGAACAUACCAAGCAGAAUACCCUGCCAGGGGUUUCUCUGCUUAUGACCUUUCCACAGCUUGCGCCAGUUCACACUACUCCUCGCACAUCUUCAAGUGAACCUAAUCUGCUUAACAUUCCUUCACCGAAAAGAACUCGAAGAAAACUAAUGCCCUCUCCCUUGAAAGCAAAGCAUACCCAAAAGUCUGCACUGUCUGAAAGUGUGCAGCUCAAUGACUCUUUCAGCAAGGAACUUCAACCUAUUGUGUAUACCCCGGAAGACUGUAGAAAAACUUUGCCAAAUCCAUCUACAGUGACCUUAUUAAAACCAUCAUCUAAUACUCUGAGUUUUCAGGCCAUCAGCUCAAAUAUAAACAGUGACACUUCUCUGAAAAUGUCGUGUGAAGUAGAUAUUCCUGUCUGCAGGAAAAAAGAAUAUAGACAGGAGGAUUUGGACUCUACAUUUACUAUAUGUGAAGAAACCAAGAGAUUGAACAGUAAAUUACCUGAGCAGCAAUCAGUACCAAACAAUAAUGUUGUACAAAGGUUUGCCCCUUCCUCCUUCACCACUAAACAUCUCCUGCCUGUGCAAAGCAUGGUCCCAUCCUACAUGGCAAUGACGGCUGCUGCCAAAAGGAAACGGAAGUUAACAAGUUCUACAUCAAAUACUUUGUCAACUGCUGAGGAAAAUUCUGGAUUUGCCAAACGUGUUCGACAAGAUAAUUCAAGUGAUAAACACUCACAAGAAAAUGGAGCAGCAGUGGAAUAUAAAAGAAGCAUCCAUAAAGUAAGGCCAAACAUAGUCAGAAAGUUUGGAAGAAGUAUUUCAAAAGGAAACCUAAGAUAAGUCACUUCAAAAUCAAGAGAAAUUAUGUGGACAACUCUGCU